Messenger RNA from Rhododendron vialii, 1539 nucleotides. Its product is annotated as glucan endo-1,3-beta-glucosidase 1. Bases 714 to 1064 code for a protein of 116 amino acids. The record is from RefSeq and is a predicted model, not a curated record. The transcript has 3 exons. Lineage: Eukaryota; Viridiplantae; Streptophyta; Magnoliopsida; Ericales; Ericaceae.
CGAAUCUGUGUUGCUUAAGGAAAACUAUUGGUAAUCCGGUUUAACUACUCGCAAACUCCAUUGGUUUGGAUCCUGGUCGGUAUCUGAUUCAGGAUGGAAGUUUCGUUUAGGUGAAAAAAACCACAGAUAGGCAAUCACAUUAGAUCCAUCGAAAGUAUGGGGCAAGGAAGAAUAUUGAGGAUGGAUGUUUUCCUUUUCCUGCCUUCUAAAGUUUUCUUCUUUGGGAAGCUACCUUGAUGCACUGGUCAAAAGAAGGUGUUUGCCCCAUACUUCAGUAAAAUGACCCACAUGACCAGGGUCAAUCAAGAUCAUUUUAUAACCAUGUCCAAAAUAUAAGGAGAACCUCAGUGUUUAGGAUGUAUUGAGACCUAAAAAAUAAUACGAGGGGCAACUUGGGUAUUCCAAGUAGCACAUCGCUUUCCACCAGUGGAAUACAAAGAUUGUGGAAUCACCACCUUUUGUGAAGCCAAGAAGUUUCUUUAGGUCAUCAAUUACCUUCAUAGAUUAUCAUGUGAACUACUGUGAACCACUUCGCUUUCCACCAGUGGAAUACAAAGAUUGUGGAAUCACCACCUUUUGUAAAGCCAAGAAGUUUCUGUAGGUCAUCAAUUACCUUCAUAGAUUAUCAUGUAAACUAAUGUGAACUGUCUGUGACUCUCUGGUGAUCCAGUUCCGGUUCUGAUAGAGGCUACUGCAACAGCUCAAGAAGAAAUAUGCCGUCAACCUUGCAAAGGAUUCUACUUGCUCUGCUCUUUUUGUCAUCAAUUGCACCAAAAUCUGAUGGGCAGUUUGAGGAGUGGUGCGUUGCAGAUGAGCAGACCCCAGCGGCAGAGCUGCAAAGGGCGCUUGAUUGGGCUUGUGGGAAUGGUGCAGACUGCAGAAACAUACAAGUGAACAAACCUUGUUAUUUGCCAAACACUGUCAAAGACCAUGCCUCGUUUGCAUUCAACAGCUACUAUCAGAAGUUCAAGCACAAAGGAGGCACUUGCUACUUCAAAGCUGCUGCUCUCGUCACUGUUCUCGACCCAAGUCAUGGUUCAUGCAAAUACGAGGUUCUUCCUUAAACUGAAAUUCAGAAAGUCCAAGAUCUAUCUCUCUCUCUCUCUCUCUCUCUCUCUCUCUCUCUCUCUCUCUCUCUCUCUCUCUCUCUCUCUCUCUCUCUAUGUUCUUGGUAGUAUUGCAAAACUUCUAUGUGAGGAGUUUUUGUGUGAUGUAAUAUGAAAUGUGAAGUGAAAUAAAGUAAAAGUAGUAAGAUAAUUGUUAUUUUACUUUUAUUUAUGUCAUUCCUUUAGAGGUGAAGGAUGUAUAUAUUGUCCAUAUGUCUGUGUAAGGCGUAUUGAAUGAUUCCAAAGUGUUUGUAUUAGUAUGACACAAUAAUUGGUGUAUUGGUAUUUGGUGUGUCACAAUAAUUUGUCACAAGUGUAAUAGUUGUUUGUAGUAGUUCUUCCAGGCUCUCUUUUCCCCUAUAAAAGGAGGAGGCCUCCACCUAUGUAUGAACAGACUUAAGCAAUAAUAUAUUCCUUGUCUGGUGUUCUCUCU